Knipowitschia caucasica is the source of this 366-nucleotide messenger RNA. Lineage: Eukaryota; Metazoa; Chordata; Actinopteri; Gobiiformes; Gobiidae. The record is from the annotation of a GenBank genome assembly.
AUGACAUCCACUGAAUCUGAUCCAUCUGCACAGACGGCCCUUGUUCCUGGAGAUGAGGUUUCAGCUCCUCCUCGAGAAGCUCUGCACGCUUUGGCACACUCCCCCUCUCCCCCCGUCAGAGCAGGGCACGGCUCUGGGGCCAAAGAGCCGUCAGAGGCCAGGGGAGGGCUCCGGACCUGCAGUGUGGAGUGUGAUCGGUCGGUGCCAGCCGCUGCUCCCGCCUCCAGCCCCGCUCUUUGGGAUGGCUCACUCACACAUGAAUCACUGUCCUGUCUGAUGCCCCUCCCUCCUUUACUUUUCACUGGCAUUACCCUGCUGGCCCUUGUGCCUCCAGUCAUUGUCGUCCACUGCAGCCUAUAUGCCUAA